This is a messenger RNA of Anolis carolinensis (green anole), 7437 nucleotides long. Its product is annotated as alpha-2-macroglobulin. The transcript is spliced from 36 exons. Gene Ontology annotation, molecular function: endopeptidase inhibitor activity. Lineage: Eukaryota; Metazoa; Chordata; Lepidosauria; Squamata; Anolidae. The record is from RefSeq and is a predicted model, not a curated record. Gene Ontology annotation, cellular component: extracellular region. Bases 78 to 4544 code for a protein of 1488 amino acids.
GUGAAAGAGGGAUCAACCUGAGCUCCUUGUCUCUCUGCCUGCGGACUCUCUUUCCGUGUGGCUGCCCCCUAAGCACCAUGGGGCAAAGCUGGUUCCUUGGGGGUCCCAGCAUCCUUCUUCUGUUCCUCUUCCUCCUUCCUGGGGACCACGCAACAUCUUCUGCAGAACCGCAAUACUUGGUGUUGGUGCCCUUCCUGAUCCACACUGAAACAACGGAGAAAAUCUGUGUCCAGCUGAACCACCUCAAUGAGUCCGUGACAUUGAAAAUCACAUUGGAAUAUGGAGGCCGUAACAAGAGCUUGAUCAGAGAUGUUCUGGUGGCAAAGACAGACCAUUUCCAGUGCAUCCCAUUUAUGAUUCGAAGAUGGAAUCGCCCUACCGACUCUCCGGUGGUGCUUCUCACGGUGUCCGUGAAGGGAGACACGUUGUCCUUCUGGAGCCGGAAGACGGUGCUUGUGCAGAACUUGGACAACCUAGUCUUUGUCCAGACCGACAAGCCCAUCUACAAGCCAGGACAGGAAGUCAUGUUUCGGAUUGCCUCUAUGGAUGAAAACUUCCAUCCCUUGAAUGGGAAGUUUCCUUUGGUUUACAUCCAGGACCCCAAGAGGAAUCGCUUGUUCCAGUGGCAAAAUGUGGAGCUGAAGGUAGGCCUCGUGCAGCUCUCUUUCCCUCUGACGUCGGAGCCCAAACAAGGCACCUACAAAGUGGUGGUGAAGAAACCUUCGGGGAGUAAUGUGGAGCAGACCUUUGAGGUGAAGGAAUAUGUGUUGCCCAAAUAUGAGGUUCUGGUGAAAGCACCCAAGGUUAUAACCAUCAUGAGCAAACAACUGGAAGUGACCGUCUGUGGCAUGUACACUUAUGGGAAGCCUGUCCCGGGCCUGGUGAAGGUCCAGAUUUGCCGUCCGUAUUCCAGCCCUUGGAAUGAUUGUUAUGGAAAAGAGUCAGAGGCUGUGUGUAAAGAAUUCAGUGGAGAGGCAGAUGGACAAGGCUGUUUGACUCGUGUGGUGCAAACAAGUUUGUUCCAACUGAAGCGGUCAGGGUAUAAAAUGAACCUCAGAGUGGAGGGCACGAUUGUCGAAGAAGGCACAGGAAUGGAGUUGAAUGGGUCGGCUUUCACGGAUAUAACUCGGACUCUCAGCAAAGCUACUUUUGAAAAUUUAGACCCCUAUUACAAGCCUGGGAUCCCGUUUCAGGGGCAGGUGAAGCUAGUAGAUGGUACCAAUCAGCCAAUUACUAAUGGGACGAUCAGCAUCCAAGUAGGUGCCAAGAAGACCAACUACACUACCAAUGACCAGGGGCAAGUUCAGUUUUCCAUAGACACCACGAAUUUCACAGGCGACUCCAUUUGGAUCAAGGCUAAAUAUAAAUCCACACCAUAUUGUUAUGACAGAAACUGGGAGUUUCCCUCUCACCACGAAGCUUACUUCACUGCAUUUUAUUUCUACUCACCAAGCCGCAGCUAUCUCCAUAUCGAGUCUGUUUCUAAAACAUUGAACUGCGAACAAAACCAGGCAGUCCGAGUGCAUUACGUUCUAAAUCUGGAUGUCAUUAAAGAUGAGAAAAUUGUAUUCCACUAUUUGGUGAUGGCUAAAGGAAACAUUGUGUAUGAUGGGACCUAUGAUCUACCUGAGUUGCUCAAAAAAGCAGCCAAAGGGGUGUUCGCUUUGGAUCUGGCCCUCAGUGUCCAUAUGGCUCCUGUGGCUCACUUACUAGUGUACACAAUUCUGCCCAAUGGAGAACUUCUGGCUCAUUCUGCGGAUUUUGUAGUUGAAAACUGCUUCUCAAACAAGGUGAGACUGUGGUUCUCGGAUUCGGUGGGCCUGCCCGCCAGCAAAACCCAGCUCCAUCUUGCAGCCUCUGAAGGUUCCUUGUGUGCUGUCCACGCUGUGGAUAAGAGUGUCUUCAUCCUGAAGCCCAAGGCUGAACUCUCUUCUCAGACGGUCUAUAAGUUGCUGCCUGUGCAGAAUCUUAAUUUUUAUCGUUAUGAGAGCUGGGCGGUGGAUGAUCCAGAUAGCACCAAGUGCAUCCACUUCAAAACAAUUUUCGUGGGUGGCAUCGGUUACUACCCUAUUAAUUUCUCAUUUUAUACAGGAGAUGCUUAUAAAAUUCUUCAGAAAUUUGGAUUGAAAGUUUUUACUAGCACCAAGAUCCACAGCCCUAGGAAUUGCCAGACAUUUGCAUACAGUCCACAGUUAGAAGAUUCCAGUAUACCUUAUGCACUGCACGAACCGGGACCCCCAGGAUCUCCAAUGUUUGGAGUUUCUCAGGAACCAGAGAAAAUUUCUCAACCUGUUAGAAGCUUCUUUCCUGAGACGUGGCUAUGGGAUCUUUAUGUAGUAGAACUGGAUGCCAAUGAUCCGGACUCCACUGGUGAGAUCUCCAUCCCUGUCACAAUUCCGGACACCAUCACAGAAUGGAGAGCAGGAGCUUACUGUAUGUCAGCAGAGGCAGGCUUUGGCCUCGCCAGUCCAGUUGCCCUCAAGGCUUUCCAGCCCUUCUUCCUUGAUCUCACCAUGCCCUAUUCGGUGGUGCGGGGUGAAAAAUUCAUUUUGAAAGCCACCGUCUUCACAUACUUACCGCGAUGCCUUCGGGUCAAAAUGAUGCUGGAUCCAUCCCCAGACUUUACGGCUUCUCCUGAAGAGAAAGAGGAGGAAUCACAUUGUGUUUGUGCCAACGGGAGGAAAACGGUGUCCUGGAUGGUGACCCCCAGAUCUCUUGGCGAAGUGAAAUUCACAGCAAGUGCAGAAGCUUUGAGUUCAGACCAGCCAUGUGGGAAUGAAAUAGUUGAGAUACCCAGCGAAGGAAAAAAGGACACCUUGAUCAAAUCACUUAUAGUUGAGCCUGAAGGAAUUGAGAAGGAAGUCGUCUUCAACCAUUUUAUCUGUGAUGCCAAAGACCCACACUCAGAACCCGUUUCCCUCAAAGUACCAGAAAAUGUGGUGGAAGAGUCAGCAAGGGCCUCAUUCUGUGUGUUAGGUGACAUUCUUGGCAGCGCCAUACAGAACUUGCAUCAGCUCCUCCGGAUGCCUUAUGGUUGCGGUGAACAAAACAUGGCCCUUUUUGCCCCCAACAUCUACAUCUUGAAAUACCUGAAUAAUACCAGGCAGCUGACGGAGGACAUCAAGUCCAAGGCUAUUGGAUACCUAGUGUCUGGCUACCAGCGGCAGCUGAACUACAAGCACUCCGAUGGCUCCUACAGCACUUUCGGAGAGCGACGUGGGGAGCCAGGAAACGCCUGGUUGACAGCGUUUGUGCUCAGAUCCAUGGCUCAGGCCAAGAACCACAUCUUUGUGGAACAAAGUCAUAUCAGCGAUGCUCAGGCCUGGCUGGCCGUCCGACAGAAGGAAAACGGCUGCUUCCAGAGCAGUGGGACCCUCCUGAACAAUGCCCUAAAGGGUGGGGUUGAUGAUGAGGUUAGCCUCUCAGCUUACACCACCAUUGCUUUGCUGGAGAUGCCACUGCCUGUCACUCACUCUGUGGUGCGUAAUGCUUUGUUCUGCUUGGAGACAGCAGCAGAGUCAAAAGAGAUCAACGUUUACACCCGCGCCUUGAUGGCUUAUGCUUUUGCACUGGCUGGGAAAGAGGAGAAGCGAGAUGAGAUGCUGCGCCUCCUCCAUGCAGUGGCUGUGGAAGAAGAUGGCUCCCUUCACUGGCAACGGCCUAAGAAACUGGGAGAAGAGAAGGAGGAUCUGCCAUCCUAUUACCAUCGCGCUCCAUCUGCGGAAGUGGAGAUGACGUCCUACGUGCUCAUGGCUUACCUGACCAAACGACCGGCACCGUCAGAGGAUGACUUGAAAACGGCCACCCAGAUUGUUCUCUGGCUGAUCAAGCAACAGAACCCAACGGGAGGGUUCUCUUCGACUCAGGAUACUAUGGUGGCCCUGCAGGCCCUCUCUCUCUAUAGCGCUUUGACCUUCGUCAGGAGCAGCAAAGGCGUGCAAGUGACCCUGAAUGCUGGUGAGAACGCCCUGAAGCAGUUCCAGGUGGAGAGAGACAACCGCCUCCUGCUUCAGUGCCAAGCUGUGCCCAAGUUGCCAGGAGACUAUCGCAUUGAAGUCACAGGGGAAGGUUGCGUCUUUGCUCAGACCACGUUGAAGUACAAUGUGCAGCCAUGCCAGGAGGAGGUGCCUUUUGCACUGGAAGUCCACACAGUCCCUGAGACCUGCACCGGACCCAAGGCCAACAAAGUCUUCAACCUUGCAAUAAAUGUCAGCUACACUGGCAAGCGCCCGGUUUCUAACAUGGCCAUCGUUGACGUCAAGAUGCUUUCAGGAUACAUCCCAUCGAAACCGUCUGUGAGAAAGCUGGAAAAUCAUAACCUGGUGCAGCGAACAGAAACCAGCAGCAGCCAUGUCCUGAUUUAUUUAGAAAAGGUGACCAAUGCAACCCAGAGCUACACCUUCACAAUAGAGCAGGAUGUGCCUGUCCAAGGCCUGAAGCCAGCCUUGGUGAAAGUCUAUGAUUACUAUGAAACAGAUGAAUUUGCUCUGGCAGAGUACAAUGCUCCCUGCAAUGCAGAUGAUACAAAACAUGGGAAAGCAUAAAAGACAAAAAAAAGCACAUCCAUCACAUCAUUCCCUCUCUUUCUAGACUCUUUUGUUUUCUUCCUUCCACCAGACAACACUGAAUUAUGGCACAAAAUUAUAGCACAAAAAGAAUAAACUGAAGAAACCUUUUUGAUAGACCAACUCAAUAAAAUCUGGUCCACUUCAAUUGUUUUCAAACCCACGUUUGCCUUGUUUAUUCCACAGUUCUGUAAGCCCUGAAGCAUAUGCCUCUGCAAUGUGUAGUUUUGCUGUUUUGCUCACUGUCCAAAUUUCAUUACCCUUUUAUAUAUAUAGAUGAGGGAGCUAUAGGAGAAGGCAGGUCAGCCAAGCUGGCUGGACAGGUACCAUACGGGUAAACGUACUGCAUUAUAAAGUAAACAUGAUGAAAAAAUUAAUUAAGAGUGGCAUGUACAAGAAAUAUACACCUGUAGUGAACAAGUGGUGAUAAAACAUAUAUCACUCCCCAGACAGAGUGACACAUGGGCCUUGACCUCGAAACACUGAAAAGAAAAUAUUACAGUUUAAGGUCAAGCCAAUUGGUCCAUGGUAGAAACAGAAACCAAGGGAGCAACUGGAAGUGUCCAGUCCAGAGUCAAAGCCAAAUACCAGAAUGCCAAGAAAGGAGGUUGUGCCCAGAAAUCAAGAGCCAUAGUCCAGGAACAGUCCAAAUUCCACAAGGUACACAACAAACAGAUCCAGGGAGCGGGGUAAGAUCCUGUUGUUAGCCCCAGCUUCUGCCAACCUAGAAAUUAAAAAAACAUGCAAAUGUGAGUAGGUACCGCUAUGGUAGAAAGAUAACGGCGCUCCAUGCAGUCACGCUGGCUACAUGACCUCCAGAGACAGUGACUCUGAUGAAUCGGGAUCCUUCUGAAUCAGAGCUACUGUCCCUGACACCAUUGGGUGAACCUAAGAUGCUCAAUAUCUGGAUAAUGUUUUUCUGUUCCAGAAGUAAAAUACAUCAUGUUUAAUAGAUUUAUAGUAAUAAAAGUGGGAUAAAAUAUAGUUUAUAGCGGAGAGUGAGAGGUCUGGGGAUGAUGGGGAGUGAAGGGGACAAGGGACAAAGACCUGAUUUCAUUUGAUUAAUAAAUAAUUGGCAUAUUUUUGGCCGAUGCUGUGUGUUUGGUAUUGGUGGUCCCACUGAUUUAGUGCAUUGCUACACAAUGCUAUUACUCACAAAUAGGAAGUCUGGAUUAUAUCCUCGGUACCAUCUUCCACUGUUGUAGGAUGGUAGGAGUUUACUAUCAUGAAUAAGCAAUUGUUUAUGCAAUUCAGCCCAGGAGAGGACUGCCUCUCCAUCUUUAUCCUCCUGAGCUUAGCUAUGAUUGUUAAGGUCACCAAUUACUAUCACACUUUAUGCCUAUCAGAGUUCUCAGGAGAAGAGAAACAAAAAUCUUCUUUUGGAUCUUGUACACAGAAGUAAUCAUGAUGUUGCUCAGCUCUACUGUUAUAACCUCUAUACUGUUUUCUUCCAUGUUAUGGACAUUGCUGACCUGGAGACCUGGUUUAGUGGUGUUAAGACUACAUACUGUGCAUGUACAUACUGUACUUUUGGUCAUUUCUGUUGUUUAUCCCUGUGUGUUUCUUAGACACACAGUAAAUCACAUUUCUUAUCUCUGUGACGAAAUGAAAAAUCAUGUAUAGUCCAUGUUUGAUCAGCCCACACACUGCCUUGCCAGAGAAAGAAAAUAUGUCACACCAAUGAACAAUAAAGAAAAAGUAGUUUGCUCUUCAUAGUUCAGAACAACAUUUUAUAAUUCAUGUUUUAAAUAGAGUUUAAUAGAGUUUUUAAUUGAUGUGGUAUUGUUGUAAUGUUUAUUGAUUUUGUUAUUGUUUUAUUGAAUGUGUUCUGGGCAAUGUAAAUUGCCGACUGUUGUAAGCCGCCCUGAGUCCCUACGGGUGAGAAGUGUGGGGUAAAAGUGAUGUAAAUAAAUAAAUAAAUAAAUUUACAAUCAUGUGAAUCAUUACAAUCAUUUCCUGCUUCUUAGCGGAGGAUUGGACUAGAUGGCCCAUGAGGUCUCUUCCAACUCUACUAUUCUAUGAUUCUAUGAUUCUAUGAUCAGUGGCAUCGACUCACAUAAUGUCCUUUUAUGAGAGAUUUAAAAUGACUUUAUGCAAAAGAGAGGAUGCCACUGCAUUUCAUUCUAGCUUGCUGACCAUGGAAAACUAUAAAUCUCUGACUAUAAAUCCUUUUUAUUAGGAGUGGGGGUAGUGGCGUUCGAUAACAUCUGGAAGAUUUGCUCUGUUUACCCAAGCACAAUGAGAUGUCUACAAUAACUCUUCGCAUUUGCAAGGAUUAAUUAGCACAAGACCCCCGUGAACGUGAAAACCAUGAAUAAAUAAUUGGCUUAAAAAAAAAACCUGAGAUAAAACACCUCUCUAAGAAUUUCUAGGUCUUCCAGUACAUGGUAAGUUUCUAAUUUAUAGAUUUAGAAGUUCCUAGAGAGCAUCAUUUUGAAUCAGAUCAAUGAAUAAUCAAAUCUGCAAAAGUCAAAGCCACAAAUGUGGUGGGACAAAUGCUAGGGCUGGGCAAAAGAGAGAAAUAAAGAAAAUGCAAAAUUAAGAGACAAUAAGGGGGGAUAGUCAUUAGUCAAAACAACAAAGGAGAAAAUUCAAAGGGCUUGAUGAUCUCCAAGGAAGAUGGAGGGUGGAAGACAGAAAGAGAAGGGCCUUGAAGGGGAAAAUACCAGCUGGAAACAAAGAGCUCGGCAGGAAGGGGGAGAACGGGGAGAAUGAAAGCUGCUGAGGAAACCUUGUGCCUGCCGACAUGGGAGAACAAAGGAAGAGAAAAGUUGCACCUACUCAACUGUUCGGACUGUAAAACUGAAUUGUACAUCAAUUCAAUGUGGCAUUUGCCUUUUGCUCACCCAGCAAUAAAUCUUGUUGCAAAGGU